Molecule: messenger RNA, 2698 nt
Organism: Oncorhynchus keta (chum salmon)
Lineage: Eukaryota; Metazoa; Chordata; Actinopteri; Salmoniformes; Salmonidae
Product: transcription factor COE1
Exons: 17
Coding region: 638-2500 (620 amino acids)
Biological process (GO): regulation of transcription by RNA polymerase II
Molecular function (GO): DNA-binding transcription factor activity, RNA polymerase II-specific; RNA polymerase II cis-regulatory region sequence-specific DNA binding
Source: RefSeq, a predicted model, not a curated record
CUCCCUCUUCCCUCUGGGGUUGGUGUGCUUGUGUUUAGUUCUCGGAGAUAGUCAAAUAGGAUUCCUUUGGGAAGGGACACAAAUCACUCCCAUUUUAACAAGAGGAACAACACGGGAUCGGCAGCCACAAGGGUCCUCCUCUUCUUGAUUUCCAAUUUCUUAUUCAUUUCCAUUUGACAGGGAAUAUCUCUGCAAAAGGAAAACAAAGAGAGAGAAAGGGAAGAAAGAAAAAACUUGUCAGGGGUUGAUGCCAUUUGAUCUAGCACAAUCUGAAAGCUCGAGUUGAUCCCAUUCUCUAGUUGAUACCAGAGCACACAGAGCAAAUCUCUUUAAAACGGGGGGAUAUCGUCAAAACCUCAAGUGAGAUUCUGUUAAUUUGCACUGUCUUGCGUUUCGCUCGUUUGUCUUCUUAUCACUGUUUGAAGUGCUUUUCGUCUCUGACACACCUGGAUUUCGAUAAGUCGUCUUUGGACUCUUUUCGUCUUUUUCGCUUGGUUUGAAGUCAACAGACAUACUGUCACUGGCAUCAACGCGGACUCAGUACUAGCUCGCGCCCACGUUGUUACCCUCUUUUACCUGUGAUUAGAGAAAACACAUUUUGGGACACUCAAACGGAGAGAGGGAGCGCGAUUUUUUCAUGUUUGGGAUUCAGGAGAGCAUCCAGAGGAGUGGGAGUAGUUUGAAAGAGGAACCCAUCGGAUCCGGUAUGAACGCAGUUCGGACAUGGAUGCAGGGAGCCGGGGUGUUGGAUGCGAACACCGCCGCUCAAAGUGGAGUGGGUCUUGCCCGGGCUCACUUUGAGAAGCAACCGCCGUCAAAUCUUCGGAAAUCCAAUUUCUUUCACUUCGUUUUGGCUCUAUAUGACAGACAAGGACAACCAGUGGAAAUCGAAAGGACGUCUUUCCUCGGUUUUGUCGAGAAGGAAAAGGAAUCCACUGGAGAAAAGACCAACAAUGGCAUACACUACAGACUGCAACUUCUCUACAGUAAUGGCAUCAGGACAGAGCAGGACUUUUAUGUGCGACUCAUCGACUCCAUGACUAAACAGGCCAUUAUUUAUGAAGGUCAAGACAAGAACCCAGAGAUGUGCCGAGUGUUACUGACACACGAGAUCAUGUGCAGCCGCUGCUGUGACAAGAAGAGCUGUGGCAACCGCAACGAGACCCCGUCUGACCCAGUCAUCAUCGACAGGUUCUUCCUGAAGUUUUUCCUGAAAUGCAACCAGAACUGUCUGAAGAAUGCAGGGAACCCGCGGGAUAUGCGCCGCUUCCAGGUGGUGGUGUCUACUACGGUCAGUGUGGAUGGACAUGUCCUGGCGGUCUCUGACAACAUGUUUGUCCACAACAACUCCAAACACGGCCGCCGGGCUCGUAGGCUGGACCCCUCGGAAGGUACGCCAUCAUACCUGGAACAUGCAGCUGCCCCCUGCAUCAAAGCUAUCAGCCCCAGUGAGGGCUGGACAACAGGGGGCGCAACUGUCAUCAUCAUAGGGGACAACUUCUUUGACGGCCUACAGGUCAUCUUUGGCACCAUGCUGGUCUGGAGUGAGCUCAUCACACCCCAUGCCAUCCGGGUGCAGACUCCGCCCCGCCACAUCCCAGGGGUGGUAGAGGUGACCCUCUCCUACAAGUCCAAGCAGUUCUGUAAAGGCACGCCCGGGCGCUUCAUCUACACAGCUCUGAAUGAGCCCACCAUCGACUACGGCUUUCAGCGGCUGCAGAAGGUCAUCCCCCGACACCCUGGAGAUCCAGAACGCCUUCCAAAGGAGGUGAUUCUGAAGAGGGCAGCAGACCUUGUGGAGGCUUUGUAUGGGAUGCCCCACAACAACCAGGAGAUUAUUCUGAAGCGGGCGGCGGACAUAGCAGAGGCUCUCUACAAUGUUCCCAGGAACCACAACCAACUGAGCGGCCUGGGCAAUAGCUCCGUCCACGCAGGCAUGAUGGGGGUCAACUCCUUCCCUGGCCAGCUGGCCGUCAAUGUGUCCGAGUCCUCCCAGGGAGCCAAUCAGGGUGAGGGGGCGGGUCGAUACGGGUGUGGCGCUAUCGUCAUAGAAACCGGUUUCAGUCGGAACACGAGCAGCGUGUCUCCACAUGGCUAUGUGCCCAGCUCCACCCCCCAGCAGACUAACUACAGCUCUGUGACCACCAGCAUGAACGGCUACGGCAACACUGUCAUGUCCAACCUGGGAGGAUCCCCCAGCUUCCUCAACGGCAGCGCUGCCAACUCGCCCUACGCCAUCGUUCCCUCCAGCCCCAACAUGGCGUCCUCCACCAGCCUGCCCUCUAACUGUAGCAGCUCUUCUGGGAUCUUUUCCUUCUCCCCUGCCAACAUGGUGUCGGCCGUCAAGCAGAAGAGCGCCUUCGCUCCCGUGGUGCGACCCCAGACCUCACCCCCGCCCACCUGCACCAGCACCAAUGGCAACAGUCUCCAAGAUCAGUCUUUUGUGGACUCUAGCAAGUACUCCACAGCCAGCUCGCUGCAGGGCCUGGCCUUCUCCUGAAUGAUUCCUGGAAUGAUCGUUCCUCCCAUGUAAGCGGUGCGUGUGUGUGAGGAGAAGGACACACACACCCAGACAUGGAUCUCAGCAUGUACAUAAGGCUCCGGUUUAGGACUGGAUCGUCAGUCCUGCAUUGAAGGAAUGGAACCCGUAACUCAGGCCCUUUUUAAAAGGAAUCACAUUUGAACAAAAAAAAAAGAA